CGCCUCGCCUCGCCCUGCCCUGGCGGGCGCUCGCCCGCAGCCGCUGCAUCUCGCCGGGGAGAGUUGGCCAAGCGCGGUGAGAGGCUGGGGAAGGCUGCAGGAUGCGUCUGGAGGAUGAUUCCCGUGACCGAGUUUCGCCAGUUUUCAGAGGCAGCAGCCAGCGUUCAGAGUGCUGAAGCCCGGUGGGAUGUGUUCACAGACUAUCUCUCCGUCGCCAUGAUGAUCGGUGUGUUUGGGUGCACGCUGCAGGUCAUGCAAGACAAGAUAAUAUGCCUUCCAAAACGAGUACAGCCUUGCCAGAACCAAUCUAAUAGUUCAAAUGUGUUUAGUGCAAUCCCAGAUACAACCCCUCUUCCUCCACCCAAGCCAUCCACUCCUCCAGCUACAGUUGAAAUGAAAGGGCUGAAGACUGAUUUGGACCUUCAGCAAUACAGCUUUAUAAAUCAGGUGUGCUAUGAACGUGCCCUACACUGGUAUGCCAAGUACUUCCCUUACCUUGUCCUUAUACACACGCUGGUCUUCAUGCUGUGUAGUAACUUUUGGUUCAAAUUCCCUGGGUCGAGCUCCAAAAUUGAACACUUCAUUUCAAUACUUGGGAAAUGUUUUGAUUCUCCCUGGACAACAAGAGCCUUAUCCGAAGUAUCAGGUGAAGACUCUGAAGAGAAGGAUAACAGGAAGAACAACAUAAAUAAGUCUAAUACUGUCCAGCCAAGCGCUGAAGGCACUUUGGUCAAGACACAGUCUUUAAAAUCAAUCCCUGAGAAGCUGGUUGUGGAUAAGGGAACGCCUGGGGCAUUAGACAAGAAAGAAGGUGAACAGGCCAAAGCACUGUUUGAAAAGGUGAAGAAAUUUAGACUGCAUGUUGAGGAGGGUGAUAUACUCUAUGUCAUGUAUGUUCGCCAGACUGUGCUUAGGUAAUUAUUCCUUAUUAUUAUUGCAUACAACACAGCACUCGUCUCAGAAGAAUUUACAGUAGUCUGUAAUGUUGAUAUAGAAGACAUGACAGGAUACAAGAAUUUUUGCUGUAAUCACACGAUGGCACAUCUGUUCUCUAAACUCUCCUACUGCUACCUGUGCUUUGUAAGCAUCUAUGGCCUCACAUGCCUUUAUACUUUAUACUGGUUGUUCUAUCGCUCGCUGAAAGAAUAUUCCUUUGAAUAUGUUCGGCAAGAGACAGGAAUUGAUGAUAUCCCAGAUGUCAAGAACGACUUUGCUUUUAUGCUUCAUAUGAUAGAUCAAUAUGAUCCUCUCUUCAAGAGGUUUGCUGUCUUCCUGUCUGAAGUCAGUGAAAAUAAGCUGAAACAGCUGAACUUGAACAAUGAGUGGACUGCGGAUAAACUAAGACAGCGGUUACAGAUGAACUCCCAUAGCCAUUUGGAGCUACAGCUUUUCAUGCUCUCUGGACUACCAGACACCGUUUUUGAAAUCACUGAGCUGCUCUUGAAGCUAGAAAUUAUUAACAAUGUAAUGAUACCAGCGACCAUUGCACAGCUGGACAAUCUCCAGGAGCUCUCAUUGCACCAAUGUUCUGUGAAGAUCCACAGCGCUGCCUUGGCGUUUCUGAAGGAGAAUCUCAAGAUCUUGAGCGUCAAGUUUGAUGACAUCAGAGAACUUCCCCCAUGGAUGUAUGGCCUCAGAAAUUUGGAAGAACUGUUAAUUGGCUCCCUAAGUCACGAUAUUUCCAAAACAUUCGUUGGAGUCUUUCGGGAACUUAAAAGCCUUAAAGUUCUUUACAUAAAAAGUAAUUUGUCUAAAAUCCCACAAUCUGCUGUCGAUGUUUCAAGUCACCUUCAAAAAUUGUGCAUCCAUAAUGAUGGCACUAAGCUAGUGAUGCUCAACAACCUGAAGAAGAUGGUCAACUUGACACAGCUGGAAUUGGUUCACUGUGAUUUGGAACGCAUACCUCACGCAGUCUUCAGCCUUCUCAGUCUUCAGGAAUUGGAUUUAAAGGAAACAACCUCAAAUCAAUUAGAAAUAGUAAGUUUUCAACAUCUGAGAAAACUGACAAUCCUAAAGCUGUGGUACAACAGUAUAACAUACAUCCCGGAGCAUAUAAAGAAACUCACUAGUCUCGAACGGCUUUCCUUCAGCCAUAACAAAAUAGAGGUUCUUCCAUCCCACCUAUUCCUAUGCAACAUCAGAUAUUUGGAUUUGUCUUACAAUGACAUUCGCUUUAUCCCACCUGAAAUAGGAGUUCUUCAGAGUUUACAGUACUUUUCCAUUACUUGCAACAAAGUGGAGAGUGUGCCAGAUGAACUAUACUUUUGCAAAAACUUGACUCUGAAAAUUGGGAAAAUAACCUUGUCAGUCCUUUCCCCUAAAAUUGGUAAUUUGGUAUUCCUAUCCCACUUGGAUAUUAAAGGCAAUCACUUGAAAUUUCCAGCUGAACUUGGUGAAUGUAGAUCUCUGAAGCGGACUGGUUUCACUGUAGAGGACACCUUGUUUGAAACGUUGCCUUCUGAUGUCAGGGAACAAAUGAAAGCUGAAUAACUAACUUCCUCUUGCUCAGUUUUACAGAAAUAAUGCUUCUACCAAAUAUGCUGUAGAAAGUGCAUACUUUGGAAUAUGCAUUUAGUUUGUGAUUAUUUUUUUUCUUUUUCAAAAAGUCCUUUCUGUACAAAGCAAUUUGGAGUAAGGAGUACAUAUAUUUUUAAUAAAAUUUUCUCGUAUUU
Cygnus olor (mute swan) is the source of this 2672-nucleotide messenger RNA. It is a transcript of the gene LRRC8C, whose product is annotated as leucine rich repeat containing 8 VRAC subunit C. Gene Ontology annotation, molecular function: protein binding. The record is from RefSeq and is a predicted model, not a curated record. Lineage: Eukaryota; Metazoa; Chordata; Aves; Anseriformes; Anatidae.